Molecule: messenger RNA, 4685 nt
Organism: Taeniopygia guttata (zebra finch)
Lineage: Eukaryota; Metazoa; Chordata; Aves; Passeriformes; Estrildidae
Gene: CEP126
Product: centrosomal protein 126
Biological process (GO): mitotic spindle organization; cytoplasmic microtubule organization; non-motile cilium assembly
Cellular component (GO): midbody; ciliary base; centrosome
Source: RefSeq, a predicted model, not a curated record
CGCCGGUUGCUACGCGGCGCGGCGGACGCGCGGAGCGGCGCGGCGGGGCAGGCCCGGCGCUGCGGGCCCGGCGCUGCAUGGAGCUCGGCGGGAAGGCCGGCGGGGCGGCGCGGGGGCAGCUCCUGCCCGGGGCCCCGCAGGACCGCGCGGGAGGGCGGCAGAGCGUCCCUGUGGGUGGAGAUUUGAUAUUUAAUUUUGAACAGGAUUUACAAGAAGAACGUCGGGCAUUGAAAGAGGAUCAAAAAAUACAUCGGAGCAAGGCAAUGAAAUAUUUGAUGGAGACAAACAGAAGAAGAAGAGCCUUUGAAAAAAGACAGAAGGAAGAAGAAGCAAAAGAAAAAAGAUUUAGAGAACAAGUUCUGCAGCAGAGGAGAAUUAAAUUUCAGGAGGCAACUGCUAAGUUCCAACAUGCUCAUCAAUCCUUUUCUCAGCAGAAACAAAAAGUUCAGACAAAACCAGCUUUUCAGUUAGAAGAAGCUCUUGAACAAAUUAAAGGAUCAGUUUUAACACCAGGACUGUGCUUGCAAAACAUAAACAAAAUCAACUUCAGAACCACAGAUGACAUUUCAUCCUCAUCAGCAUGUAGAAGUGAUUCUUUCCAUCAGAAGAAUAAUUUAGCAAUGUUUGGCUGUGAUGAAACAAUACAGGAGAGCAGUAGAACAGACAUGGAUAGUCACCAACUUCUCUUCCAGAAAAAUCUGAAAGAAAUGCAACAGCUCCUUGAAAAACAGCAUCUCAAUAGCUUAGAGAAUUUUCAUCACGAAGUCAAAGAAAGAGAUGAUUCAGAAAGCCUGAUGAGCCUUGACAGUCUUGAGGCUGGAGAACAAAAUGGAAAUUGCACAACACAGAGUGAAUCAUCUUUUACCACACAGUGUGACUGUGCCCUGUAUGAUCCAGAAAAAUGCCAGACUAGGAAUAAUGGUUUACUUCAUACAGAUCAAAGUACUUCUAAAAAUGAACAUCUAAAUAAUUGUCUGAGAAACGUAGAUUUGCUACACUACCACAACAUACCUACUCAUGAUCUUUUAGCUAAACAUAAUGUUCUAACUCCUGCUGAACAUGUAAACACUUCAGAAGAGGAAUCAUCUGCUUCUCACAGAUCUGGAAAACAACCUGCAGAAUUCUCUGCCUCUGGUAAGCAAAAGAGCUCUGUAAGUAAUGCAUUUAGUUUCCUGCAAAACAUAAAAGACAGAAGCAAACCAUCUUUUGGAGCAGCUAGCACAUUUGCCACUGGUCAUCCUGUUUUCACUCGUAGCAGAGCCUGGGACAGCCCUGAUUCUCUUCCAGAAGAAAAAAUUCAGGAUCUGAUGCAAGAUCAGAGUUUUAAAAUGACCCCACAGGAGAGAACUAAAUCUAUGCAAGCAUCCAGUCAACCUAUUGCAACAUCUGUAAUCUUAUUUCCUAAUCAGGGAUGUUCCACUGCCAUUCCCAGCACAGUUGAUGUGUUACCAAAGGACAAAAACAUCAAUACAGGCUUUUUUAAAAAUACCUUAGCAAAAAUGACUGAAACAAAAGAAGGCAAUAUUAAAUGUAUGAAUGACAUUAUUUCAGAAACAUCUUUAUUUCAGGACAUACCAAAUGCCUCAGUUCUGUUGGAAGUUAAACAAAAGAAUAAUAAAGAAGGAAAGGGAAAUAUAAUUGAAAAUAUGUCACUGUUACCUGAUACAGAGUUCACUUCUGACACUCCUAGACAGGACACAAGCCUGAAAAAUAAUAUUCUUGAAAGAAAAAGAGCCAAGCUAUUCACAAGUAUCUUAAAGAAGAGUUCUAAAUGUGAACCCAAUCAUUUCAAAGCUGUGGUUACAGACCAUGGGAUCAGCUUUGGAACUCAACUCAUGUCAUCUAUCAGAGACAGUUUAGAACUGGCAAAAAUAAAAAAGAAAUGUGCAGAAAAUGAAAAAUGCAAUAGGAAGCUAAAAUGGUGUGAUGAAAUUGACCAGAUAAUAAUAGAAAAUAGCAAAAAAUGCUAUGAAAAAAGCAUCAGUGAAAUAUCUUCUUCAAAACUACAGUGUGUUCAAACUGCAAAUAACACUCCUAAGAAUAAUUUAAGUAUUGUUGCUCAGCCUUCAAACCCCAUGUUUAUAAAAAAUCAUCAGGAAAAUUCUCAUAUGUCAAAACCAAACAUUAAUACUGAAAAAUUAAAUAAGGAAUAUCCAUCUCAGAAUAUACUUACAUCUACAGGAUCCUUUUCUGCUAAGGAAGCUUGGAUGGUAUCAAAAGAUAAAGCAAGUAAACCCCCAGUAUGUAGGAAUAAGGCUAAAAUUAAUGAAGGUGGACAACUCAAAAAUAAGACAAAAAUAACCAGAAGAGUAACAUCUGUAAAAUUCCAGUCACAUUUUAUGCCCAAGAAGAGAACAGGCACCAUGAUCCAACUGCAGUCAGCCACUGAAGUCAACAAAACUCAAAAAUCUCCAGGGAAAUGCCUUGUACCUCACCCACCUUCCACACCUCUGCCAGGAAACAGUGUUGAGAGCCCGGCCAGCCCUGGGUGUCAGUCACUGCCACCUGCCAGCCUGCAAGCUACUGGUGCUAGCAGCAGUGAUUUCAAUGACAGGCAUGUUGUGCUAGCAAGUCAGGUUUUAAAUAGGAACAGCGCAGGAAACAGUGAGAAUACUGCUGGUUGUGCUGAUGUGGCCACUGCCAUCUCUACACCUGACUGCAGCAGGGCCAAAUACAAACCUUGGGCAAAAAAUACUUGUUCUGUAAAUAAUGUUAAGGCAAGUGACUGUCAAGAUAAUUCAGUAACUUGCUCUGAGAAAAGACCUGUUAACACAGAAAAUAGAUUACAUCUCCAUCGUAUCCCAGCAGCUGGAAAAACAAGCACCUUCUGGCACGGAGCACAUUCUACCCAAGCUCCAAAAGACUCUGCUACUGAUUUUACUCAGCACCAUGUAUUGUGAUACAAUAAUUUGCAAAUAACUAAAUGGCAGCAUUUCAAACCUAAUGUGUCCCAUGUUACUAUUGAUGGCAGCAGUCAGAUGACUACUUCUAGGAUCAGUUCUUUUCUUUUUCUUUGUGUGAUAAGAAUUCUGCUUUAGUGUCACUUCAAUAACCAGAAAAUAAAUGAAAUUGUGUUAGAAUCAUGAAUGCAACUCUUGGUCAAAUUAUGAACUGAACAUUAAACUGCACAUGUAAAUAUUUAUUGUGUAAAUAAAUAGGUAAUUUGUCUUUCCAAGUUUAAAUCAAGUAACUCCAUUUACAAAUCUAGUAACUUUGCUUACAAAUAAGAAUAUAGUAUCUCCUUGGUAUGUAGAUUCCUGAGUUGCACAUGAAAAUACUAAUUUGCAUCUCCAAUUUGUAUGCAUUAAAGUUUAAUUAAGAACAUAAUUUUAAUUUUGAAAUGUAAGGCUUUCAUUUUGAAAAUGUAUUGCUACACCAGACAAAACUGAGAUAAAUUUGAGGUACAGUGUCUAGAUUAGACCUCUCUGGCUGAGAGAAAAUGCUGCCUAGCAGUACUGCCUUUUAAAAAUUAGCACAAAGAUGUAUGAAUUAAUAAGAUUAACUAUGAAAUGCCAAGCUAUAGAAAUAAGUUUUAAAUGCAUGACUUUUAAACCUCACAACACCUAUGAGGCCACACCUGGAAUACUGUGUUCAGUUCUGGGCUCCUCAGUGCAAGAGAGACAUGGACAUGCUGGAGAGAGUCUAGAGUGGAGCCACAAAGAUGGUAAAGGGAUGGGAGCACCUCUCCUAUGAGGAAAGGCUGAGGGCUUGCAGUAUUCAGCCUGGAGAAGAGAAGGCUUUGGGGAGUCUUACCAAUGUCUGUAAAUACCUGGGAGGAAGCUGCAAAGAGGACUUUUAGAGAGAGACUUAUUAAACUUACGGCGCUCACUGAAAGUACCUGAGCAUUGGGUACAAACUGAAACACAGGAAUUUCCCUCUGAACGUCAGGAAACCCUUUUAUAAUUGUGUGAGUGACUGAGCACUGGCAUAAAUUGCCCAGAGAAUUUCUUGAGUCUCCAUCCUUGGAGUCACUCAAAAGCCAUUUGGGCAUCUUCCUUGGAAAUUAGCUCUAUUUAGCCCUACUAGAGUGGGGACACUGGACCAGAAGGCCUCAGAAGGUCCCUUCCCAUGUCUGCCAUUCUGUGAUUUUGUGAAUCAGAUGAAGUUUUUGAACUACUACAUGUUUUCUGCACACUAAUAUGGAAUCCUAGUGAAAGUUGAAUCAAUUAACAUAUAAAUAUAACAAUUUAUCAACAGGGAUUUAUUGUGUUGGACGGUUAGACUUUAAGAUUAUUCUUUAAAUUCACUUUAUUUUCUAAACAUUACUUAUUUGAUAUUUUUUAUAUUACAUCUCACCUUUCAUUCUCCUUUUUACUUGGUAAGACCACCUUAUUAUUGGUGCUCUUGUAUCUCUGUACAGACCAUCUUUAUUAUCUGGGACUCAACACAGGGCUUCACUUAAGCUGCGUACCUCCGCAUCUAAGACAAUUUAAGGAGAACAGAUGUAGAUAUCAAAAUAUGGUCAGAGACAUUUACUCACCAUUGUUAGUUCUGCUAUUACUAGAUUUUAUCAUGUUGUUUACACAUUUUUGGCUUGCUUUUUUCUCCAUGUCAUUUAAGGUGGUGUUCCUGUUACAAGACAAAAUCAGGGCUUUGGCAACUAUGAAAAUAAACACCAAGGUUUUUCAGAAUGCAGAAGACAAAGUGUUGUCUCUAAAAUGUGGAAGCCUGCUCAUCAUGCACAG